Molecule: messenger RNA, 1901 nt
Organism: Sorghum bicolor (sorghum)
Lineage: Eukaryota; Viridiplantae; Streptophyta; Magnoliopsida; Poales; Poaceae
Product: leucine-rich repeat extensin-like protein 4
Exons: 1
Coding region: 355-1716 (453 amino acids)
Molecular function (GO): protein binding
Source: RefSeq, a predicted model, not a curated record
AAACUAAACAGUCCCGUGUUCACGCACUUUUGCAGAUUUUACACCGGGUAGUACCACGUACUCACAUGAGUAACAGGACACACAGCAAUGCUGACCCAUCAUAUCCCACUUCCAGCUGUGGUUUCAUCAGGGUCAAGAGAGAGAGCAUAGACUGUCAAGCAGCAAAGACGGCGAGACAGAGGAGAUCAAUCAAUGUAUUACCAGCCGAGCUGAGCUGAGCUGAGCUGAGCUGAUCACCCUCUCUCCUUCCCCCACCGUCCCCGUUCUCUCUCACAAGAAUCACUCUCCUCUCAGAUCUCACAGCCAAAAAGAGAGGAGCUUUAACCGCCGGGUACGGUGGGCUCAAAGGUAGCCAUGGCCAGGCGGCGGCCACCACCAUUCCACGCCCGUGUCGCCGCCGCCGUGUUCCUGCUGCUGCUGCUGACCCCCGCCCCGACCUCCCAGCUCGGCCUGGGCGCCGCCAUUGCCGCCUGGAUCCACGGCUCGCCGCCUGCUCCUCCUAGCCCUAGCACUGACGACGACACCGCCACCGCCUCCUCCUCGGGCGCGCCGGCCAGCAGCCCACGGAGCCAGGAGUACGCGGCGCUGCAGGCGCUGAAGGCGGCCGUCACCGAGGACCCCAAUGGCGCGCUGUCCUCGUGGCAGGGCGCCAAUGUGUGCGCCUACAAGGGCGUGUACUGCUCCGCGCCGCCCGACGGCGCAGCCGCCGCCGCGGCCGGCGCGUUGUCCACGGUGGUCGCCGGCAUCGACCUCAACCGCGCCAACCUGAGGGGCACGCUCCCCGACGCGAUGUCCCUGCUCGCGCACCUCACGUUCCUGCACCUCAACAGCAACCGCCUCGGUGGCGCCGUCCCCGACACGCUCCGGGACCUGCAGUACCUGACGGAGCUGGACCUCAGCAACAACCUCUUCUCCGGCCCGUUCCCGUCCUCCACGCUGCUCAUCCCGUCGCUGGUGUACCUCGACCUCCGCUUCAACGCCUUCUCCGGGGAGGUCCCGCCGGAGGUCUUCGCCAAAGAGCUAGACGCCGUGUUCCUCAACGACAACCAGUUCGAAGGCCAGAUCCCGGACACGCUAUGGGGUUCCCCGGCGACGGUCAUCACGCUGGCCAACAACCACUUCACCGGCGCCGUCCCGGCCGCCUACGAGUUCGGCGCCGGCGGCGGCGGCCGGGUCCGCGAGGUGCUGUUCCUCAACAACAACCUGACGGGGUGCGUGCCGGAGGCGCUGGGGUUCCUCCCCAGCAUCGAGGUGCUGGACCUGAGCUACAACGCGCUGUCGGGCCACGUCCCCGGGACGCUGUCGUGCCUGUCCGGGAUCGAGGUGCUCAACCUCGCGCACAACCAGCUGACCGGCGAGCUCCCGGACCUGCUGUGCGACCUGCGGCGGAUCACCAACCUGUCCGUGUCCUUCAACUUCUUCUCCGGGAUCAGCCAGCGGUGCGACCGGCAGCUCGGGAGCCGCGGCGUGUUUGACUUCGUGGGGAACUGCGUGCCGGGGAGGGACAUGCAGCGGCCGCAGCCCGAGUGCGACGAGUUCCCGGGGGAAGGAGGACUCAGCUGCCUCCACAUCCCCGGGGCGCGCCCAGCCGGGUGCGACGGCGGCGGCGGCGGCGGCGUGACUAUUGGCGUCGGCGUUGGAGUUGGUGUUGGCGGGCUGCCGUUCGGCCUGCCUGGCGCCGCCGCCGGAGGCGUGGUCACCGUCACCGUGCCGUGAUCUGCCGCCGGGGGCGGGGCCGGCCACCUUGCACCUCGAUCUUUCUUUGGGUUUCGUUUCUUCCUUUUGCUUUCGGGAGGCAAUUUAUUAACCUCGAUCAUCGGCUUUGGCGUAACGUACACAUCGAUGGUAAUGGGGUGAAUAUUGGUUGGUUCUCGGCUGGUUAAUACUCCCAUUUUUCGCCA